Messenger RNA from Meloidogyne enterolobii, 694 nucleotides. The record is from the annotation of a GenBank genome assembly. Lineage: Eukaryota; Metazoa; Nematoda; Chromadorea; Rhabditida; Meloidogynidae.
GGCAAAGAUGUGCGACGACCCUUCCAUUACCAUCAAUUCAAUUGACGAACUUACCGAAGAAGUAAUACUUAUAAACUACAUCAAAAAGAAGGAUUGGGUGGAGGAGCAUGACUCCUCAAAUGUCAUCAUUUCGCUCUGGACUACAUCAGCAGCGAGGAUCCACCUUCUGCAUGCCAUGCAGAAGGUUGUGAGGACAACUGGUUGUCAGCUUCUUUACACCGACACAGAUUCCUUAAUCUUCUCACAUCCAGACAACAAUUGUCCUCUUCAAUUAGGGCCUCAUCUGGGGCAAUUUACAGAUGAGUACCCGGAUUUCAACAUCUUGGAAUACUGUUCUGGAGGGGCCAAGCAAUAUGGAUUGAAACUACAAAAGAAGACUACUCCCAACAAUGAACCUGACUACGUUCUCAAAGUCCGUGGGAUGACGCUAAACUGGGAUGUGAUCAACAACCAAGGAUUGUGCUAUGAAAACUUCAAGAAGCAAGUUUUUGAUUUUAUGAAAUAUGAUAAUAUUCCCCUUUUAAUUAAGUACCCAAAUUUUCUUAGACCAUCGAUUAAAGAUGGUUCCAUAAUUACUCAACCUCUUACUAAAAUUUAUAAACCUUAUGUCGGAAAAGGUAUUGUCCGCCCUUCUGAUUUUGUUGUUCUAAAUUUUGGUCAUAUUAAUGACAAACAUCCUCGAAUUUUGCUCUGA